Molecule: messenger RNA, 1529 nt
Organism: Exophiala viscosa
Lineage: Eukaryota; Fungi; Ascomycota; Eurotiomycetes; Chaetothyriales; Herpotrichiellaceae
Product: formyl-coenzyme A transferase
Exons: 7
Coding region: 39-1403 (454 amino acids)
Molecular function (GO): catalytic activity
Source: RefSeq, a predicted model, not a curated record
UGUCCUGGAAAGCCACAGCUUGAAAGCAACUAUCCAGUAUGCCUCCAUCCAGCAGAGCAAUCAACAAUGCCCUGAGGAGGUACGACUCUUUUGUUCUAAACACAUGUUCACACCGCAUCAAUGUCCGGAGAUGCUUUGCUUCGGAGGCCUCACCGCCGACGGCGUCGGGGAAGAUAGCACCAUUAGAAGGCAUUCGUGUGCUUGAUAUGACGAGGGUACUGGCUGGUCCAUACUGUACGCAAAUACUCGGCGAUCUAGGGGCAGAAGUCAUCAAGAUCGAACAUCCUACGAGAGGCGACGACACGAGGGCUUGGGGACCGCCAUUCGCGAAGUACAAGGAUGGUGCUACAGCCAAGGGAGGUCGUGCUGGGGAGAGUGCAUACUUUAUUGGCGUCAAUCGCAAUAAGAAAUCCGUGGGUCUUUCGUUUCAACAUCCAGAUGGGAUUAAAAUCCUACACGAACUGGCGAAGACGUCGGACGUCCUCGUUGAGAAUUACAUUCCCGGCGCACUAAAAAAGUAUCAACUAGACUAUGAAUCAAUUCGCAAGAUCAAUCCUCGCUUAAUCUACGCCUCAAUAACAGGAUAUGGCCAGACCGGCCCCUACAGCUCUCGCGCGGGCUACGAUGUGAUGGUCGAAGCAGAAAUGGGUCUGAUGCACAUCACCGGCGAACGCGACGGAUCACCCGUCAAAGUCGGCGUCGCGGUUACCGACCUCACAACCGGCUUGUACACAUGCAACGCAAUCAUGGCGUCACUCCUUGCCCGUCAGAAGACGAAUCAGGGCCAGCAUCUCGACGUGGCGCUCUCAGACUGCCAAGUCGCCACCCUCGCCAACAUAGCCAGCAGUGUUCUCAUCAGCGGCGAGCGUGACGGCGGGCGCUGGGGCACCGCUCACCCAUCGAUCGUGCCGUACAAGGGCUUCAAAACGGCAGACGGGGACAUUAUGCUCGGCGGUGGCAAUGACCGUUUAUACGGGAUUAUUUGCGACAAGCUCGGCCAGCCUGAGUGGAAGGAGGAUGAACGGUUCGUGACGAACGAUGUGCGCGUCAAGAACAGGGUUGUUCUGGAGAAACUGAUCGAGGAUAUCACCGUGCAGAAGACGACGAAAGAGUGGUUGGACAUUCUGGAGGGGAGUGGUAUGCCUUAUGCGGCGAUCAACGAUGUCAAGGACACGCUUGAGCAUGAACAUGUUCUGGCUAGAGGGAUGGUCACACAGGUUGAGCACGAUGCGUGUGGGAGUGUCAAGGUCGUCAGUCCGCCGGUCAAGUAUUCGGAGAGUGUGACUGGGGUGAGGACGCCGCCGCCGACGCUGGGACAGCAUACUGAUCAUGUGUUGACGGAGGUGCUGGGAUGGAAGGGCGAGGAGGUCGAGAAGUUGAGAGCCUCGGGGGUCGUUGCGUGAGGGUCGGCGUUGAGGGCGCGAAUUACAUGCCGCAUGAAUAUAGAGCAUCGACGUGCAAAAGCAAGGAAUGAAAAGACUAUCGAUAUAACGGCGUCGGGUCUGUAGGUUGAUCAUCGGUAUUCGUCC